UUUGAAUCAAAAUAUCAAAACGAAUUUUACAGCAGAAUUCCUACCAUCGUAAGCUAACAAAACACUUUGUCAAUAUCGAGAAAAUAGUACUGUGUAAUAAAUAGUUAUAAGUUAUUAGCUUCCGACAUGACGCCAUUGUUUACAAACACAGGCACCGGAAGUGAGACUGGCAAAAACAAGAUUACGGAAAGAGUGGCCAGAGAGAGAAGGAGGGGGGGAGAGAGAGAGAGAAACAGAGAGAGUGACGUGCGCAUGUAUCAGUCGGACUAGUAGCUAGCUACACAGCAAAAUCUGUACAAUUUAGCCAGACACCUUCACUACUUUAUUGUGUUUUACAUUGUAUGGAUUAGGGGCAAAGAAUAACGUUUUUAAACACCUAAAGACGUGCAGAAAGGUCGCUAUGAGUUUGUGAAAUUCAAAAUCUGAGCUCAGAAACCCUUCUUAACCUCCAGAUCUUCACCCUUCAGUGAUCAGAAAGCCUCCCUGUGACUCAGCUGUUCCCAGAAUUAGGCAACUCUAAAACAACACUACUAAGCAGAGGUGUGCUGAAAAACUGCCUCUCAAACAGUUUUGGGCAUGAAAGCAAGGACGUACCAAGUUUUUCACUUCAGUAGGAAUUGAUAUAAAAUUUCUGGCUUUUUGACGCAAGUGAUUGUUUUUAAGAGACUGCCACAGGUAGAAAUCAGGAAUCAGCUUCAGAAAUCCCUCAAGAGCUAAAACUCAGGAAUAUGAAGUAAGCAAAAAUACAAUUGUGGGGGGAAAAAAAACAAAGUCACUGCCAGAUUUUUUUAUUUAUUAGAACUGAACUUUUUUUUUUUUUUUUAAACGUGCUGUUUCAACAAAAGUUCGAUUACCUCUGUGUAUUGGAAGCACACAAUCUCUGCUGUCAGGUCAUGGCAGAUUCUUGCCCAGACACCGUUGAUGGUGAGAUUAUAGGCAUUUCUGAGGGACAACAAUUAAAUACAACCAAAAAUGAGGACUUUGACCCUGGUAGACCACAGGAUAAGAAAAUCAGCCAAAAAGAGGGUGUUACCACCCUUGAGCAAUCCUCUGGGAGUAUGAAAGAUGACCUCACACCAUGCAAAGGUCCUCCUACAACCUCAACUUCUCUUGAAGAUGAUGCUAAUGCGGCUCAAUCGACCUCUGUGACCAGUAAAAACCAAGACAAAACCGAUGAAUCCGAGAUCAUCAAUAGCCAAUCCUGCACGCCCAGCCAGUCAGAAGUGACGCCCACUUUCUCAGUGGCUAGCCUGGAGUUCUCCGAGGAGACUAAUGGGAUUCCUCCUGAUGGAUCUUUGAUUUCACCCAAAUCUGCUCAGGAUGGAAACCAAGUCCCCUCUCAGGGGAACGAAGGGGUCGGUGCGGGGGCUGCUAGGGCUUCAGAGCCUGGGAUGCCAGCGUAUUAUUUUGUCAAGUGGAUUACCUGGAAAGAGAAGAAGACGGCCAUCAUCACGCAGAGCGAGAACGGACCCUGCCCCCUGAUUGCCAUCAUGAACAUCCUGUUGUUGCGAUGGAAGGUGAAGUUCCCGGCUCAGACGGAAGUGGUCACCACAGAAGAGCUGAUGGCUCACCUUGGUGAGUGUGUGCUGUCCAUCAAACCGCGAGAGACAGCGGAGGGCAUGGAGCUCAAUUUCCAGCAGAACAUGAGCGACGCGAUGGCUGUGCUGCCAAAGUUGUCCACAGGCCUCGACGUUAACGUGCGUUUCACAGGUGUGUCUGACUUUGAGUACACACCUGAGUGCAUCGUCUUUGAUCUGCUCGACAUUCCGCUCUACCACGGCUGGCUCGUCGACCCGCAGAGUCCUGAGGUGGUGUCUGCAGUUGGAAAACUCAGCUACAACCAACUGGUGGAGAAGAUCAUAGACUUCAAGCACUCGACGGAUAGCAGUCAAGUCAGUGAAGGUUUGAUAGCAGAGCAGUUUUUGGAGUCCACAGCAACCCAGCUGUCGUAUCACGGCCUGUGUGAGCUCAACACCACCGCCAAGGAGGGCGAGCUGUCUGUGUUUUUCAGGAACAACCACUUCAGCACUAUGAUAAAACACAAGGGUCACCUUUACCUGCUGGUCACAGAUCAGGGUUUCCUGCAGGAGGAGAGCGUGGUGUGGGAGAGUCUCCAUAAUGUGGAGGGGGAUGGGAAUUUCUGUGACUCGGACUUCAGAUUGUGUCACCCAUCCCAGAAACCCACAGCAGCCAGCCAGCCCUCCGUGCAACAGCAGCAAAUGCAGAUCGACCAGGUGGACUAUCUGGUGGCGAUGUCCUUGCAGCAGGAGCAGGGUGAAGCUCCGGGACCCUUGAGUGAUCUUGAGCUGGCCAGACAACUGCAGCAGGAGGAGUAUCAGCAGCCACAAACACAACAGCAGCCGCCCACAGCAGGACAGAUGAGAGGUCAAGCCGCAUCGCAGCAGGGAGGACAGAGGCGCCGGGAAAAGAAGGAAGACUCUGAUUGUUGUAUUCUUUAAGUCCGAGUCCACUCACCACCACCAUAAGCAGACUCUCUAAAGCCACUUGAGCUUCAGUUAACAUGUUCUUCUUUACCACUACUGAAACAAGGGACUUCACUCUUAUCUGACCUGUCGUCCCGACACCAAGCCUGCCUUUACAGUACGGUUGUCCCCCUCGUUUUUGCCUUUCCUUAAUCCUCAUGGUUGGAACUGUUGCUCAUCAUUGUCUACAGGACCAAAUAAAGGUAGCAUCUGUUUCUAAGCACUAAUGAAGUAUCUGUUUGAGUGCUAGUAUGGAGCGCCUAACUAUGCCCUUGAAGACUGUAUUGGUAAAUAAUCAGGUAUUGUUAUAAGAAUUUAAUAUUACACUGAAAUGCUACUGUCUCAAGUUGAUCUGUACAUAGUUUCAUCUAAAGUGAUGUACAGUACAUUAAAUACGCCGUACUCUGUGCUUUGAUUCGCUCAGCACACCGUGGAGCUCCAAAUAUUCUGUAAGCUGAGCUAAUAAAAGCCACUUCUGUGUUAACAGGAAA
Pimephales promelas (fathead minnow) is the source of this 2974-nucleotide messenger RNA. It is a transcript of the gene mindy1, whose product is annotated as MINDY lysine 48 deubiquitinase 1. The record is from RefSeq and is a predicted model, not a curated record. Gene Ontology annotation, cellular component: cell periphery; cytosol. NCBI's taxonomy places the organism in Eukaryota, Metazoa, Chordata, Actinopteri, Cypriniformes, Leuciscidae. Gene Ontology annotation, biological process: protein K48-linked deubiquitination. Gene Ontology annotation, molecular function: cysteine-type carboxypeptidase activity; K48-linked deubiquitinase activity; cysteine-type deubiquitinase activity.